Messenger RNA from Labeo rohita (rohu), 6179 nucleotides. RefSeq names its product NACHT, LRR and PYD domains-containing protein 12-like. The transcript is spliced from 21 exons. Gene Ontology annotation, molecular function: protein binding. Lineage: Eukaryota; Metazoa; Chordata; Actinopteri; Cypriniformes; Cyprinidae. The record is from RefSeq and is a predicted model, not a curated record. The coding region runs from base 76 to 5193 and encodes 1705 amino acids.
GUUCAAGAGACUCACAGGUACCAAGAGAAUUUCAAAGACAAUCUCCUGUCAAUAUUCCAGGAUCUUGAGAACAAAAUGAUCCCAUUUCUGAAAAGUGAGCUGGAGAAAUUUAUGAAUAUAUUACAAAAAAAGAACAUACAAUACUUAGUGGAGGACUUUAAUAAGAAUAGAUGUGAUACCAAGGAAGCAGCUCUUGAUCUCACCCUCUGCUUCCUGAGAGAGAUGAAGCAAGAUGAAGCUGCUGAUACUCUAGAAGAUGAGCUGGUCUUCAUUCAUCAACUAAAAUGUAACCUAAAGAAGAAGUAUCAAUGUGUGUUUGAAGGAAUUGCAAAGCAUGGUGACUCUACACUUCUGAAUAACAUCUACACAGAUCUCUAUAUCACUCAGGGUGGUAGUAAACACAUCAAUAUUGAACAUGAGGUAAGACAGAUUGAAGUUGCUUCCAGGCAUCUUGAAUCACAAGAGAUACAGGUUGAAUGCACAAAGAUGUUUCAAGCUCCUGAACAAGAAAAAAAGAUCAGAACUGUACUGACGAAAGGAGUUGCUGGCAUUGGAAAAACAAUCUCUGUGCAAAAGUUUGUUUUGGACUGGGCUGAAGGACAAGAAAAUCAAGAUAUCAGGUUUAUAUUUCCUCUUCCAUUUAGAGAGUUGAACCUAAAGGAGAAAGAAACACAAAGCUUGAUAAGCAUUGUAAGUCAGUUUUUCCCAGAGACAAAAAGACUGAACCUUAUCAGAAGGAAUCAGUUCAAAGUUCUGUUUAUCCUUGAUGGUUUGGAUGAAUGUCGUCUUCCUUUAAACUUCGAUGGUAAUGAGACGUGGCAUGAUGUAUCAUCACCAGCCUCUCUGGAUGUUCUCCUAACAAACCUCAUCAAGGGAAAUCUGCUUCCUUCUGCUCUCAUCUGGAUCACCACCAGACCAGCAGCUGCCACUAAGAUUCCUCCGGACUGUAUUGACCGGGAGACAGAGGUCCGAGGGUUCAAUGAUGCACAAAAGGAAGAGUAUUUUAUAAAAAGGUUCAUGGAUCAGAAUCUCGCCAGUGAAAUCAUUGAUCAUGUAAAAAAAUCAAAGAGUCUUUUUAUCAUGUGCCACAUCCCAGUCUUCUGCUGGAUUUCAGCCACAGUUCUCCAGAAUAUUUUGGAGGAGAAAAAAAAUUAUGGUCUGAAAAACAAUCAGGCUGAUGACGCCUCCAAAACACUGCAGGAAUCAAAUACUGAAGACAUUCCUAAGACUCUGACGCAAAUGUAUACACAUUUUCUCCGCUUUCAGAUAGUGCAAAGCAGACGGAAGUAUGAUGGACAGUAUGCUCCAGAUAUUUCCUGGGAUAAAGAUGCCAUCCAUUCACUGGGUAAACUGGCAUUUCAUCAGCUGGAAAGAAACAACCUGAUCUUCUAUGACACAGACCUGGAAGCCUGUGGUAUUGACAUCUAUAAGGCAUCAGUGUAUUCAGGCAUGUGUACCCAGAUCUUUAAAGAGGAAACGGGAAUCAUUCUUGGUACCAUGUACUGCUUUGUUCACUUGAGCAUUCAAGAGUUUAUUGCAGCCCUUUAUGCACAUCUGUUUCUAGACAUCAACAAGAAGAGUGUGUUUGUUUAUGAGUCUACAGAACAAGAAAACAGAAAUGAAACCAUGAUUGAUUUGCUCAAGACUGCAGUAGACAAGGCACUUGAGAGUGACAAUGGACACCUGGACCUUUUCCUUCGCUUUCUUCUCGGUUUGUCACUCCAAUCCAAUCGACUACUUUUACAAGGUCUGUUGACACAGCAAGAUGCCAUCGACCAGAGCAAAAAGGAAAUAGUUCAGUACAUCAAGCAGAAAUUAGAGAAUAAUUUGUCUCCAGAGAGAUCCAUCAAUCUAUUCUACUGUCUGAAUGAACUGAACGACCAAACUCUGGUGAAAGAGAUUCAAACCCACCUUAGCAAAGGAAGUCUCUCUUCUACUGAUCUUUCACCUGCCCAGUGGUCUGCUUUGGCCUUUGUGUUGUUGACAUCAGAGGAGGAGCUGGAGGUGUUUGAUCUUCAGAAAUUCAAGAAAUCAGAUGAGUGUCUCAUUAGACUAUCGGCAGUCAUCAAAACCUCCAAAAGAGCUUUGCUAAAUGAUUGUAACUUAACAGACAAAAGCUGUCCGGCUCUGGCUGCAGUUCUUGGAUCAGAUACCAGUCUGAAAGAACUUAAUAUGAACAAUAAUAAUCUACAGGAUUCAGGAGUAAAUCAUCUCUGCACUGGACUGAAGAGUUUAAAUUGCAAAUUAGAGAUACUGAGACUUUCAAACUGCAGUAUCACUGAAGAAGGUUAUAAAGCUCUGGCUUCAGCUCUGAGAUCGAACCCUUCACACCUGAUAGAGCUGGAUCUCACAGGAAAUGAUCCUGGACUAUCAGGAGUGAAGCAGCUCAAUGAUUUACUACAGGAUCCAAACUAUCAACUAAAGACAAUGAGGUUUUUGAGUCCUGCUGCAGAUGAAGCCUGUCAGUAUGUGAGUGAAGUUGUGGGUAAAAAUCCAUUAUUCCUGAGAGAGCUGAAUCUGAGUGGACGUGAACUUGGAGACUUGAAACAACUUUUUCCUCUACUGCAGGAUAAACACUGUACACUCAACACACUGAUACUUUCAGACUGCGGUAUCACUGAAGAGGGUUAUAAAGCUCUGGCUUCAGCUCUGAGAUCAAACCCUUCAUACCUGAUAGAGCUGGAUCUCAGAGGAAAUGAUCCUGGACAAUCAGGAGUGAAGGAGCUCAAUGAUUUACUACAGGAUGAUUUGUGCAAAUUAAAGACCAUCAGGUUUCUGAAAAGUCCUUCUGCACAGAAGGCAUGUGAUUAUCUCACUAAAGUUUUGGAUACAAGUCCAUUACUACUAAAAGAACUGGAUCUGAGUGAAGAUAAAUUAGGAGAUCUGGAUGGGGAGAAACUAUCUGCACUUUUGAUGGACUCUCAUAGCAAACUGGAGAAAAUGAAGCUGAAUAAUUGUAAGCUGACAGAGAAAAGCUGUUCAGUUCUAGCUACUGUUCUCUCCUCCAAAACCAUCCUGAAAGAAAUUGACCUGAAUAACAGCCGUCUGCUGGAUUCAGGAGUCAGAAAGAUCUGUGAGGGACUGAAGAAUCCUGUGUGUGAGCUGAAGAUACUCAAACUUUCAGACUGCAGUAUCACUGAAGAAGGUUAUAAAGCUCUGGCUUCAGCUCUGAGAUCCAACCCUUCACACCUGAUAGAGCUGGAUCUCACAGGAAAUGAUCCUGGACAAUCAGGAGUGAAGGAGCUCACUAAAAUACUACAGGAUCAAAACUGUCAACUGAAGAUAUUGAGAUUUUUGGGUCCUGCUGCAGAUGAAGCAUGUCAGUUUGUGACUGGAAUUGUGGGUAAAAACCCAUUACUCCUGAAAGAGCUGAAUUUGAGUGAAUAUGAACUGGGAUACACACGAGUGAAUCAGAUCGCUGCUUUACUGCAGGAUAAACACUGUCAACUCAACACACUGAUGUUAUGUGAUUGUGGUCUAACAGAGGAAAGCUGUUCAGCUCUCGCUACAGUUCUGAGGUCAAACCCCAGUCUGAAAGAGCUUGACAUGAGCGACAAUAAUCUGCAGGAUUCAGGAGUGAGGAAACUCCAAGAUGGAUUAGAAAAUACAAACUGCACACUGGAGAAACUCAGACUUUCAAAUUGUGGUAUUUCUGAAGAUGGAUAUAAAGCUCUGGCUUUAGCUCUGAGAUCAAACCCUUCACACCUGAUAGAGCUGGAUCUCACAGGAAAUGAUCCUGGACUAUCAGGAGUGAAGGAGCUCACUGAUUUACUACAGGAUCCAAACUGUCAACUGAAGAUACUGAGGUUUUUGAGUUUUGAUGCAGAUGAAGCUUGUCAGUUUUUGACUGGAGUUACAUGUAAAAACCUGUUACUCCUAAGAGAGCUAAAUCUGAGUGGACGUGAACUAGGAGACACACGAGUGAAUCAGAUCGCUGCUCUACUGCAGGAUAGACACUGUAAACUCAACACACUGCUUCUGUGUCGAUGCAGUAUUACAGAGCAUCAGUGUUUCAUCCUGUCUUCAACUCUGAAAUCAAACCCAUCACACCUGAGAGAGCUGGACCUCAGUGAGAAUCAGUUAAAAGAUGCAGGAAUAAAUCACUUAUGUGGUGUACUGAAGAAUUCACAGUGUAAACUGGAGAGAUUUAGGCUUUCAGACUGCAGUAUCAGUGAAGAAGGUUAUAAAGCUCUGGCUUCAGCUCUGAGAUCAAACCCUUCACACCUGAUAGAGCUGGAUCUCACAGGAAAUGAUCCUGGACAAUCAGGAGUGAAGGAGCUCAAUGAUUUACUACAGGAUGAACACUGUUCAUUAAAGACCAUCAGGUUUUUGAAAAGUUAUGCUGCAGUGGAAGCGUGUGAGUAUCUCACUGAAGUUCUGGGUCAAAGUCCAUUACUACUGAAAGAACUGGAUCUGAGUGAAGAUAAAUUUGGAGAUUUGGACUGGGAGAAGUUCUCUGCUCUUUUGAAGGACUCUCAUAGCAAACUGGAGAAAAUUAAGCUAAAUAAUUGUAAGCUGACAGAGAAAAGCUGUUCAGUUCUAGCUAAUGUUCUUUCCUCCAAAACCACCCUGAAAGAGAUGGACCUGAACAACAGCCGUCUGCUGGACUCAGGAGUCAAAGAGAUCUGUGAGGGACUAAAGAAUCCUGUUUGUGAGUUGAAGAUACUCACAGUUUCAAACUGCAGUAUUUCUGAAGACGGAUAUAAAGCUCUGGCUUUAGCACUGAGAUCAAACCCUUCACACCUGAUAGAGCUGGAUCUCACAGGAAAUGAUCCUGGACAAUCAGGAGUGAAGGAGCUCAAUGAUUUACUACAGGAUCCAAACUGUCAACUGAAGAUACUGAGGUUUUUGGGUCCUGCUGCAGAUGAAGCCUGUCAGUAUGUGACUGGAAUUGUGGGUAAAAACCCGUUACUCCUGAGAGAACUGAAUCUGAGUGAACAUGAACUAGGAGACACACAAGUGAAUCAGAUCGCUGCUCUACUGCAGGAUAAACACUGUCAACUCAACACACUGAUUCUGAAUAACAACUGUAUCACAGAAGGAGGUUGUCAUGUUCUGGCUGCAGCUCUAAAUUCAAACCCUUCAAAUCUGACAGAGCUGGAUCUGAGUGAGAAUAAACUAGGAAACCCAGGAAUGAAGAUCAUCUUGACUCUGUUUGAAAAUGUACAGUGUAGACUGGAAAAGCUGAAGUAAGUAUUUUAAAAGUGUAUCCCAUUAAUUACCCAGACUGUAGUGACCCACCACAGUUUCAUGAAUUUGAAAAUAUUUUUACACUUGUCAUCAGGACUGCACAAUUAAUCAAAAUAACUUGAAAUUGUGAUAUGACUUAGUGCAGUUAUCAAAUCACAAAAGGCUGCAAUUUAAUUGAAUAUAUAGUCUGCAGUGUCACAUGCUUAAAAGCUUAAAAGUGCAUUUACAUGUGAGCAGAUAAUGAGUUAGUAUUAAUAAAUCUUGUCCUUCAACCAGUACCCUCCAACAUUUAGCAAAACAAAGCACACUGGAAAAGAAGAGCCAUGUCUUUAAAAUUGAAAUCUAUUGUUUUCUAUGUGUGUUCAAACACUGGUGGCAUCACUCAAAAUCUGUCGGUGGCUAUUAACUACAACACAACUCAUGUAGUUUCCCAUUAAAUUGCAUUAACAAUAAUUUGGGACAAAUGUUAGUGUGUACUGACUUCACCCUAAGCUGGAGGAUUGGCAGCUUAGUUUUUUCUAUCAACUUAAUUCAAAGCAAAAUUGAUGCCACUUUGUUCAUUCUUUAAGUGAACUUUUGCCUGCGCAUUAGUGAUUAGAUUCACUGUUUUGAACAUCAGAAUAGAGUACAGGAUGACACAUCUGGUCUGUAAUGCAGCGCUUGUCACUGGAGCUGCUGGAGACAAGGCCUUGAUUUGGCUUUUUUAAAGGAUGACAGUGGAGUUCAGUAUCACAGAUUUUUGUGAGGAAACAGAUAAUCACUUUAUCAACUCACAGCCUCUCUGUUAAUCUUUAACAUGUUUAACACUAAACAUUCAUUUUGUACUGAGCUAUUUUUAGAAAUAAAUGCAGUUUUAUAAGAUAAGUUAUAGAGAAUUGUUUUAUUUUGAUUUUGUUUAUUUGUAUCUCCAAACAGAAUUUGACUGUCAUAAAACUGAAAGCAUUCAAUGAUUCAUAAUCAGAUUUAAUAUAAAAUAUAUUUUAAUCUAA